GCGUGUCUCGCCGUUAACUUCAGUUCGUUUUCUGACGUGUGUGUGUGUGCGCGCCGCUGGGUGACAGUUUAUUACUGUUCAUUGUGUAUCUUCCGAGUAGUGACGGAGAGACUCGGUCGGUUGCUGCGACGUGUAAUAAAGCCAACGCACCUGCACCCGUGUCUUCGUGUUUUUGCGGCGGUGAAAAUGUAACAGCGACGAUCGGGGAAAAUAUGCAAUUGGACUGAUACAUCGUCUGCGCCCACGCACCAAACACACAUAGAGCCAGAGCAGCCCCAGCUACGAUCCACUGCCAACUGCACUGCUUUCACCUGUUUCUCCUCUUAUCCAUCAACGCUGCGUUGUUUAUUUCGUUAAUUGGGUGUUGUUGUUGUUGUUAUUGUUGUCGGACGUUGUGCUGUUGUUUCCUGCGAGAUAGCAGGAUGUUGCACAGCAAACUGAGGAUCCACACGUGCAGAGUGAUCCUGCUCACGUCGCUCGUCUGGUUCCUGCUCGUCGUCUUCAUACUCAACUUCUAUUCAGACUGCAUCGGAAGCAACUGCAAAAGAGAUGGGGAGUACAAUGUGGAAUUGCCUCAGGCCAGCAUGCAGAAGAGAGGCAAGGAUUAUGACUUCAAUGAUGCCAACGAGGAGCAGAACCGCUUCGACAAGGAGCCAGACAAUCAAAGCUUGGAUAAGUUUGAUGGGAUGAGCAGUAAAUACAAAAAGUCUGAGUUGAAGAGGUGGAGACCUGCGCCGACUGUGAUACCCAAGGGCAGCUUGCCAGGAGAGCAUGGUAAACCUGUUGUUAUCCCACCUGAGAAGCAGGCCCUGAUGAAGGAGAAGUUCAAGCUGAAUCAGUUCAACUUGCUGGCCAGUGACAUGAUCUCCCUGAAUAGAUCCCUUGCUGAUGUCAGAUUGGAAGGAUGCAAGGACAAGAAGUACGCUCAACUGCUGCCAACCACUUCCAUAGUUAUAGUGUUCCACAAUGAGGCUUGGACGACGCUGCUGCGAACCGUCUGGAGCGCCAUCAAUCGGUCUCCGAGGCCACUGCUGAAGGAGAUUAUCCUCGUCGACGAUGCCAGCGAAAGAGAUCACUUGGGCAGGAAAUUGGAAGAGUACGUGAAGACGCUUCCUGUACCCGUUCACGUGUUCCGCACUGAAAAGCGUUCCGGUCUGAUAAGGGCGCGUCUGCUGGGCGCCAAGCACGUGAAGGGUCAAGUGAUAACAUUCCUGGACGCCCACUGCGAAUGCACGGAAGGAUGGUUGGAACCGUUACUGGCGCGAAUCGUGGAAGAUCGCAAAACUGUCGUCUGUCCGAUCAUCGACGUCAUCUCCGACGAGACGUUCGAGUACAUUUCCGCCUCGGACAUGACCUGGGGCGGAUUCAAUUGGAAGUUGAAUUUUAGAUGGUAUCGCGUACCACAGAGGGAGAUGGACAGGCGUGGCGGAGAUAGGACCGCCCCCUUGAGAACGCCUACGAUGGCCGGAGGUCUCUUCGCCAUAGAUCGCGACUACUUCUACGAGAUCGGCUCUUACGACGAGGGCAUGGACAUCUGGGGCGGAGAAAACCUCGAGAUGAGUUUCAGGAUCUGGCAGUGCGGCGGCAUCCUGGAGAUAAUCCCGUGCUCGCACGUGGGGCACGUGUUCAGGGACAAAUCCCCUUACACGUUCCCCGGCGGCGUGUCCAAGAUCGUUCUGCACAAUGCGGCGCGUGUCGCCGAAGUCUGGAUGGACGAAUGGAAAGACUUCUACUACGCCAUGAACCCAGGUGCGAGGAGCGUGCCCGUCGGUGAUGUGACCGCGCGCAAAAACUUGCGCGACAAAUUGCAGUGCAAGACCUUCAGAUGGUACCUGGAGCAUGUGUAUCCGGAAUCGCAGAUGCCUUUGGAUUACUACUACUUGGGUGAUAUUAGGAACGAGGAGACGACGACUUGCUUGGACACGAUGGGUCGCAAGGCCGGCGAGAAUCUGGGCAUGACGUACUGUCACAACCUGGGCGGUAACCAGGUGUUUGCGUACACGAAGAGGCAACAGAUCAUGGCCGACGACAAUUGCCUGGAUGCCAGUCGCAAGAACGGACCAAUCAAAUUGGUGCGUUGCCACGGGAUGGGCGGUAACCAGGCUUGGGUCUACGACGAUGAGGAUAAAACGAUAAAGCACGUCAACACCGGUCAGUGCUUGCAGAAGCCGGAUUCGGCUGAUAUGAAUUUGCCACUGCUGAGGCCCUGCAAGUUCGAGAGCGCGGGUCAAAAGUGGAUAAUGAGCAGCGAGUUCAAAUGGCAGGCGCACAACUACAAGGAGGAUCGGCGGUAAUUUCGAAGUGCGUGCGCGCUCUCGAGACUAAAAGAAAGAAUGGACAAAGAAGGUUGUUCCUCUCUUCUUUUUUUACACACUCACACACAAACAAGAACAUCCGACACGCAACAUUCUAAUUUUAUAUUACUUUCUCUUUUGAAUCUCCAACGAAUCGUCUUCUUAAUUUUUUCCAAUCAAUUCCCGCAUCGACCAUUCCAAAAGUAUUAGUGAUUAUAUUGUUGUAUAUCCCUUUUACACACUAUAUAUAUAUAUACAUACAUACGUAAUAUUAAGGACUUGAAAAGAAACAACAACAGAGUGAGAGUGAUGAGUAAUUGCCAUUUUUUUUUAUAAAUGUAAAUACAAGGUAAUUGUUAAUUUUGUGCGCGAUGUAGGAGUGGCCUAUUUCAUUCCUUGGGCGGAGUCGUAAAGUGCUCUACUACUACUACUAUUAUUAUUAUUGUUAUAAUUGAAAUGAACGAAACGAAACAGGUAAAGUGUAAUACUGCUGCUUGUUUAUCUUUUCUUCAUCCUUUUUUUUUAAAUUUACAUUUUAAGAGUAUUUAUGAUAUUUAAAGAAAAGAGAGAAAACCAUAUCAAUAUACAAUAUCUGGUGCAAAACUGAAAUGAAAGUUAUUCCAAGCAAUAUACUGUUGGGUUGUUGUUAGGUGUAAGUGUUCGGUAAAACUUUCAAAGUGCCCUAAUUUAUUGUUUUGCUCAUGUAAAUAGGUUUAUAUAUUUGUAUAAUGUUAUUGGCAUAAUUUUGAUUAUUGCUGCCGCACGAGACGGACGGACGAACGGACAAUCAUGAAUGAUCUUCGCAUGAAUUCUUGUUAUCAUCGUCAUCAUCAUCGAUUAUAAUGAACAUUUCUCUCUCUACCACCCGCCUCCUCCUCCUUUUCCAUACAUAUGUUAUACAUGUAAGAAGAGAGAGACUAGUGACAUAUCGGCAUCGAACAUCGUGUUUUUUUCUAUAUAUAUAUAUAUUUUAUUGUAACAUGACCUGAACAACACCGGACAAAAUAAUGAUUGAUUUCUUUUGUAUACGUAAAAAUAGGCUAGGUGGUGGUGCAAUCCAUAGCUUAAACAAAUUCGAUUUAAAAAAAAAAGUAUAUUAGAACGUAAGGAGAAUAUAUCAUGUAAAUAAACUGAAAUAAAACGGAAACAGUGAACGAGACAGA
Molecule: messenger RNA, 3457 nt
Organism: Nicrophorus vespilloides
Lineage: Eukaryota; Metazoa; Arthropoda; Insecta; Coleoptera; Silphidae
Gene: Pgant5
Product: polypeptide N-acetylgalactosaminyltransferase 5
Exons: 9
Coding region: 423-2294 (623 amino acids)
Cellular component (GO): Golgi apparatus
Source: RefSeq, a predicted model, not a curated record